CACACUACGGAGAGAGUGUAUUCAACAAGUCAGAAGCCGUAGCCCAUACGUAGUCUGUACGAAGCAAGUGUUCGAUACGGAGACAUCAAGAGAGAGCAAGACUGUUAUAUUAAUUUAAAUAAUAUUGAAAGAACUGAAUUACGUUAUAAAUAAUUAAAAUAUUAAUUGCCAAUAUGGGCUAUAUUUUACCGACUAUAAUUACUUUCAUGUGCUCUUCUGCGUUAUAUGCUGUAGUGAAAUAUUUCUCGAAAAGUUCAUCUCGAAAAGUUCAGAAAUUUCCAAAAAUACCGGAGACGUUCUGGAAGAAAUACGAAGAAGAAGGUGAAGAGAUUACCGAUGUUAUCAAACCGUAUAACGUCACUUUUUCUCCAGAGUUUGUAGAAGAUUUAAAGACUCGAUUAAAAAAUACUAACAAAGACAAUGAUAAAAGUGAUGAUCUUAUGCAGGAACUUUUAAAUUACUGGGCAAACAGUUACGAUUUUAAAAAGUGCGAAAUAUAUAUAAAUAAGUAUCCGCAUUUUACAACUAACAUUCAAGGUUUAGAUAUUCAUUAUAUUCAUGUGAAACCAAACAUCCACUCUAAAGGAAAAAAAAUUUUCCCGCUGUUGAUGUUACACGGUUGGCCCAGCUCCAUAAUAGAAUUUUACAAGAUUAUACCGUUACUGACAUGUUCAAAAUCAGAAUAUAAUUUUAUAUUCGAAGUUAUAGUACCUUCUUUGCCUGGAUUUGGUUUCUCUGAUGCACCCAUGUCACAUGACGAUUUUUCGUGUAUCGACAUGAGUGUGGUAUUAAAAAAUCUUAUGCUAAGACUAGGGCACAACAAAUUUUACGUUCACGGUGGCGAUUGGGGCAUUUUUAUCAGUCGCAUUAUGUCAACUUUAUUUCCGGAACACGUGUUGGGAACACAUUGCAAUGUCUGUGCAUUAAAAAAAUUUGGGAAAGUUCCUUCAUAUUCGAAUUUGAUAGAAAUUACUAAACAAGUAAUAUCAUCGAAAAAAUUUCAAACAGACACCCAAUAUUUUCAACUUCAAGCUAUAAAACCGGAGACAAAUGGAGUCGCUUUCAAUGAUUCACCUGCCGCUUUAGCGACAUACAUUAUCGAAAAAUCCUUGAUUGCCACUAAGUAUUCCAAGAUAAAUAGACAAUUUCUGGAAAUAUAUUCUUAUGAUGAUUUGAUUAAUAAUCUAAUGAUUUACUGGACAUCAAAGAGCAUAACUACAGCCAUGAAAGUAUAUGCCGAACAGUUUACCGAAUCGAACAGUGAACUCAUAAAAGAACUUUUAAAUUUAGAUGGAGUAAAUGUUCCCUGCGAUUUUUCAUAUUAUCUAAGCAAAGUCCCAAGAACAUCAGUACUAAGAAGAAUAAAUAAAAAUUUUAUGGACAUUAUUUAUUCACAGGAAAAUGGUCGUUUUCCAGCGAUUGAAGAACCUCGGCUUUUUGCAGAGGAUAUUUAUUUCAAAAUCAACAAAAUGAAAACAAUAUAAAGAAAACAUAAUUAAUGACAAAAGAAUGUAAUAAAAGGAAAAGGACUUCAUAGCUAUAUUUGAAUUUCUUAAACUAAAAGUAUAUAUCAUAAAUUGACAAAGAAAUUCAUUAAAAGAUAAACAUAAAUAUAAUAUACAAAUUAUUAUGUAAUUAAAUAUAAUCUGCAAAUGUAUGCAAUAGUAAAUU
Messenger RNA from Solenopsis invicta (red fire ant), 1671 nucleotides. RefSeq names its product juvenile hormone epoxide hydrolase 1. The transcript has 6 exons. NCBI's taxonomy places the organism in Eukaryota, Metazoa, Arthropoda, Insecta, Hymenoptera, Formicidae. The record is from RefSeq and is a predicted model, not a curated record. Gene Ontology annotation, molecular function: epoxide hydrolase activity. The coding region runs from base 174 to 1484 and encodes 436 amino acids. Gene Ontology annotation, biological process: epoxide metabolic process.